Molecule: messenger RNA, 3074 nt
Organism: Spea bombifrons (plains spadefoot toad)
Lineage: Eukaryota; Metazoa; Chordata; Amphibia; Anura; Pelobatidae
Gene: HOXD4
Product: homeobox D4
Exons: 2
Coding region: 1080-1781 (233 amino acids)
Biological process (GO): regulation of transcription by RNA polymerase II; embryonic skeletal system morphogenesis; anterior/posterior pattern specification
Cellular component (GO): nucleus
Molecular function (GO): RNA polymerase II cis-regulatory region sequence-specific DNA binding; DNA-binding transcription factor activity, RNA polymerase II-specific
Source: RefSeq, a predicted model, not a curated record
GCAAAAGCUUCGAUUUCAUCAAAAUAGGACAUUCUGUAGUGAAGUUCUCCUUGGCGGGCUUGAUCAUCUGUUAUUAUAUACAGGGAUAUAUAGAAACCAUUGAUAGUGAUCAUUUUCCAUAUGAGUAAUAUAAUUUGUGUCACCUGAUUUUAGGUUGUUAUAUCAGAUUUAUAUUAUGUGUCCCUGCUUUAAUAAAUACUGGUACCAUUAAUGUAUUGAAUUGUUUUAAAUGAAUUGGGUUCCAUUGCAGUAUCACGUGUUUCUAUAAAUGUUUCAAUUAAGUCAGAAUAUAUAUAUAUAAGUAUGUCAACGUACCUAGUACACAAUUUUACAAUGAAAUCUUCAGAUUCUUUAUUCAGCACAAACAUUAGAUAUCUUAAUUGCAACAUACAUUUUUAAAAAAAGGAAAACAGGAAAAUAAAAUAAUUUGGCUUUGUUGCAUGCUAUGGGUUUACAUGGUUGUUUUACGACACCAUGGACUUUUUUCCCAUUUAACCAUGCGAAAAGUAAACCAGAGGUUACUGAUUGCCUGUUUUUUUUUCAACCUGACUGGAUUCUGGUAACUUUUGGAUGACCUCUGAAAGACAAAGCCAAGACAGAUCUAUUGUAUUAAGACUCUUCUGAUGCUCUAUUGGCAGAAUUAGAUUUAUUUUCUUUACGUUGGAUUUAAAAUGGCUUGCUUUGCAUCGAAAAAAAUAAAUUUCUGCUAAUAAAGAAAUUAAAAAAAAAACAGAAUAGGAAUGGCAUAAAAACCUUAAAAGUAAUUCAUGUUUAAAUGCAUGAUUUUCAUAUAGUUAGAAUGAAAUCAGGUUUAUAUCAACACAUGAAGAUGUGUAAUUAAUAAGGGAAUGGGGGCAGGGAACAUGUUCGCAAUGAUCCAAUUAAAUCAAUAUUAUUUUGUUAUUUUGUGAAAAUUAUGAGGUACAAUUAAACCCAGUGAUAAAGUUUCUGGCCGCUGAUUGGCCGCCUAGGUCACAUGACUGACUAACUUUAUUCAGUUGACAGCAAGUAGGAGGGCUUUAUGGAGGCAGAAAAAAGACAACAGCAGAAAAAUUAGUAUUUUCUAUCCUCAGAAAUUAAUGGCCAUGAGUUCGUUUAUGGUGAACUCAAAGUACGUGGAUCCUAAAUUUCCUCCCUGCGAGGAAUAUUUACAGAAUAGCUACCUAGCAGACCAGGGCUCAGAUUUUUACAGUUCCACGCAGGGCUCUGAGUAUCAGCAUCAGGGGAUCUAUCCCCGGCCAAACUACCCUGAAGAAUCCUUCAGCUGUAGCCAUGCACAGGGCUCUGCAUUGCAGCCCCGGGGUCAUGUGCAGGAGCAAACCGGCCAUCAGAAUCCAUACCCUUCCACUGAUGACCAAUGCACAGCACCGAUCUCCACCACCAGACCCUGCAACCAACAGCAGCACCCCAAAAAUGGGAGUCUGACUAAACAGCCAGCUGUAGUGUACCCCUGGAUGAAAAAAGUGCACGUCAAUUCAGUCAAUCCGAAUUAUACCGGAGGGGAACCAAAGCGAUCCAGGACAGCUUAUACCAGGCAGCAAGUCCUGGAACUUGAAAAAGAAUUUCAUUUUAACAGGUAUCUGACCAGACGUCGCAGGAUAGAAAUAGCGCAUACUCUGUGCCUUUCCGAGCGCCAAAUCAAAAUUUGGUUUCAAAACAGGAGAAUGAAGUGGAAGAAAGACCAUAAACUGCCCAAUACAAAAGGAAAAUCGUCAUCUGGGUCAUCUCAACACAUACAAACUAUUUCCAAGGAGCAUCACACUGACUUGACCUCUUUAUAGAGAAAAACAUAUUAUAUAUUUUUUCUUUUUAUUCUUCCAUUAUGGACUGUAUUAUAGACAAAUAGACAGGGUUGAAGCAAUGCCUGCAAGGUAUAGCUGUCUAAAGCCCCCGGACUGUCACGUCAUUCCAUAGGUACGGUGUUUUUCAUGGACCUUCACACCAAUAUUGGACUAUAUCGCUCAAUGGCACAAUUCUUACUCUCAUUCACUUACGAGAGUAAAUACAUGAUUUCAAGAAUUCCCCCUGAAUGCAUCAGAAAAUAGAACAUUUUGGGACACAAAUCGUUUAAUUCAAUUUCACCGAUGAAGAUCUGUCUUAGGUCUGUGGAAAAAUGCCUUAGGUAAUUCCAAACCAGUAUGUAUUUUUCGUUUUAUUGCACAGAGCAGUAUUGGGUUAACAAGGAAACAGAGCAAGUUAGUGAGUUCUUAAAACGUAAAUGUGGGGACCAUAUGCGUAUCCCCUCCUCUGAUUUUGUUGUUUCACUCUUUUUUUUUCAAAUCUCGUGUUAAUCACAUUAUACCAAAUUUUUCUAAACAUUUUUAUUUUAUAAUAAACGGGUUAUUUUUAAUUAAAAAGUGCAUUCAGGUAUUUAUUUAAAAUGAAAUCUAACAAAUAAAAACAAUCAAUCCAAAGCCAAAUAUUAAGGAAGAAACUGAAAAUAUUGCUGUGUAUUUUUCUUCCACCUUAUUGUUGGAAAAUUAACAAAAAUAAAUAGCACUACAGUUUUAAUGGCAACUAUUUAUGACAUGCCCCUAAUUUAGAAUUAGAUACCAUUAGAUUAAUGGUUAAUAAAUAGUUUUGUAUAUCUGUACUUAAUUUUUGUUGGAGUGUGGGGGAGGUAGCUAACGUGCUUUUUGGUCGGGUUUAACAAAGAAAAAAUGUGUGUUAUUUUAUGAAACGUUCACAGAAGAAAAUUAAGAAAAGCAGGGUGUUCAUUUUCGUAGUAGGCUUUGAAAAAGACAUGUUCUCACAUUUAUCACAUUCUUAAAUUUCUUAAAUGACUGAAUGUAGCAUUAUUGUAGGUUAAGUCUUCCAAUUUGAAAGGGAAAAACAUCCUUGAAGCAGCUGAAAAUUAUUUAUCUUCUAAACAAACGAAAUGCAUUUUAGUCAUAGCAAUUUCGUAUAAAUUUGUCACAUAACUUUAAUGAAAAAAACUGCAUUCGUAUGUUCCCAGCUCCAAGCAAUAGGAAAAUUGACGGGAAAUGCAUUUUAUUUUUAUUGUUGAAACAUGUAACCUGUUUUUCUUGAAUGCAAUUUAUCAAAAUAAAAAGGGUACUUUCUUCUUAAAAAAA